This is a messenger RNA of Myxocyprinus asiaticus (Chinese sucker), 935 nucleotides long. It is a transcript of the gene commd6, whose product is annotated as COMM domain containing 6. The coding region runs from base 177 to 776 and encodes 199 amino acids. The record is from RefSeq and is a predicted model, not a curated record. The transcript is spliced from 7 exons. Gene Ontology annotation, molecular function: NF-kappaB binding. Lineage: Eukaryota; Metazoa; Chordata; Actinopteri; Cypriniformes; Catostomidae.
UGGAUUACUUCCUGUCAGAAACAGUUCCGUUUCAGAGUUGGCUUUAUGGGUAAAUUAUAAACAGAACAGGACAAAUAUAAUCUAUCGGUGCUUAAAACAACACCUCCAAGACUUGGUUCUCUAAUAUACUGUUGAAUGCAUUCAUCUUAAGCUAUAAUAGUUCAUAUCUGUUCAAGAUGUUGGGAAUGGAGCUGUCAUCUGGUGUGGAUGGUGUGGUAGAGAACAUUGGGAAACUCCCCCCAGAUUUGUUUGCAGAAACACUUCAGGAGAUUUUGGUUAAUCUUCAGGAACAGAGCAGAGCAGUAGAUUUGAUUGAAACCUGUGAUAAAUUUCAAAGAGCUGGGAUAACCCUUGAUCAGCAAGCUGCUCAAGAUAUUAUAAGACUGAUGUCAUACCAUUUUAGGUUAGCUGCAAAGAGCAAUCUCAGUGCCGACGUCUUGGUCAGUAAAUUGAAUGAGGGCAGCAGUAAAUGGUCCAAAAUAGCCCUACAGUUGGUGCAUCAGCUCUGGACUGAACAUGGUGCUCUUCUACAUGCACAUCAUGAGCUUCUGACCAUGGCUAGUAUUGGACAGCUUGUAGAUAUGCAGUGGAAGCUUGCAAUGGCAGUAAGCUCUGACACCUGCCGAUCCCUCAACUCCCCAUUCAUCUCUGUUCUGAUGAAAAUUGCAGACACAUCAGGGGAGAUAUCUCAUAAGUCUUUUGAGAUGACAGUUCAGCAGUUCCAGAACUUCUACAGACAGUUCAAGGAAAUGGCCUCUGUUUUAGAAACUGUUUAAGAUAAUUUUUUCCAUGUUGUUUUUGCAGCAAUUAUAUAUUUUGACAUAUAUUUUUUAACAAUUGACUCCACUUUGCACUAAUCUAACAUUUUAUUAUUAUUUUUGUUUACCAUGUAUUCCCUUAAUAAUAUGAGCAGUGAAUAAAGAAGUCUGAUAACU